GUAUGUGACUAUAGACUUCUUAUAGUUUGUGCUUUUCCUGUAGCAUCAAGGAUAAAUACCUGGAAGUGUGAUGGAUCCUCUGAGGGCGCAGCAGCUGGCAGCUGAGCUGGAAGUAGAGAUGAUGGCUGAUAUGUACAACAGAAUGACCAACGCCUGCCAUCGCAAAUGUGUGCCUCCACACUACAAGGAGGCUGAGCUGUCAAAGGGGGAGUCAGUGUGCCUGGAUCGUUGCGUCGCUAAAUAUCUGGAUAUCCACGAGCGCAUGGGCAAGAAAUUGACAGAGCUCUCAAUGCAGGAUGAAGAACUGAUGAAGCGGAUGCAGCAAGGGGCUGGGCCAGCAUAAGGCACCUCCCCUUGAUAAAGGACAGCAGGCCUACUGCCACCUCCUCUCCCAACUUAGUGCCUGAGCUCUGUGCUGAUUUUUCCUUUGCCAAUAAAAUGUAAAGGUUGUA
Euleptes europaea (tarantolino) is the source of this 452-nucleotide messenger RNA. RefSeq names its product translocase of inner mitochondrial membrane 10 (gene TIMM10). Gene Ontology annotation, biological process: protein insertion into mitochondrial inner membrane. Gene Ontology annotation, cellular component: mitochondrial inner membrane. Lineage: Eukaryota; Metazoa; Chordata; Lepidosauria; Squamata; Sphaerodactylidae. The coding region runs from base 71 to 343 and encodes 90 amino acids. The record is from RefSeq and is a predicted model, not a curated record. The transcript has 2 exons.